This is a messenger RNA of Opisthorchis viverrini, 1035 nucleotides long. RefSeq lists its product as hypothetical. Bases 1 to 1035 code for a protein of 344 amino acids. Gene Ontology annotation, molecular function: mRNA binding. Gene Ontology annotation, biological process: regulation of alternative mRNA splicing, via spliceosome. The record is from RefSeq and is a predicted model, not a curated record. Lineage: Eukaryota; Metazoa; Platyhelminthes; Trematoda; Opisthorchiida; Opisthorchiidae. The transcript has 6 exons. Gene Ontology annotation, cellular component: nucleus.
AUGAUGAAAGUUGGUGAGCCGAGGCCGGAACAAGCUGGUGCUAUUGAAGCGAUUGUAAGAGAGUUGAAAAAUUUGGAUGAAAAGGCAUUUCCAGCCUUACACGCCCUUGCUGAAAAUGAAUUGUUCCGCCUCCGUGGAGGCAUUGCUGAGUCGAUCGACAUUGUAUCCAAUAGACAGGUGAAAAUUCGGGCAAAAAUAGAAAUUCCCAGUUCACAAUACCCGGGAGUCAAUUUUGUGGGGAAGCUCCUCGGUCCGGGCGGCCAGACGUUGCGGGCCACCCAGGAGAGCACGAAAACUAAGAUGGCAAUCUUGGGCGCAGGUUCCCUUCGAGAUGACUCAAAGGAACGUGAGCUGCUCUCCAGUGGGGAUCCUAAGUAUCAGCAUCUGAAGCAAAAGCUGCAUUUACAAGUCGAUAGCUUGGCCCCUCCGUCGGAAGCAUACUACAGACUAUCGCAUGCCCUCGCCGAACUCCGGAAAGUAAUGUUGCCGGAAUCCAACGAGUGUCCACCACCACCGUGGGUCCCUCAAGGCACGUCACCAAUGGUGGGAUCCAGGGGCGGAGGCCAAUUCCGAGGUGGCCGGUCUCCCAACCCUCGUGGUGGCUUCCAUGUCCCACCGCCUAGUUCACCAUACCGCGGUCGAGGUAAACCAUGGGUCAGCCGGGGAGGACCUACCAACGGAAGUCCUAUGAUCUCUUCUACUCCACCUGUUGCUCCGGACGUGUACGGUAAUGGAACUACUGCGCCUGUUUACCCUACAAUGAACAUGUAUGAACAACCUGAUUACAGUACGAACGUGUAUGAAGAAUUUGGAAGCAACUAUGGACAAGACGAUUCAUGGGGCAAAGUUGGUCUAACAGACGCCCGGGGCAGAGGUCGAGCCCACCCGCCUGCGUGCAACUACCAGUUCGAAUUUGGCGGUGCUCAGGUUCCUGACAAUCACUCGGUGGAAGUCCCUUGCACCGCCGACCUUUUCACAGUCGUACAACAACCUUCUGUAAUGGUGGUUAUCAACCGACUGGAGUUCGAGGCUUGA